Molecule: messenger RNA, 5239 nt
Organism: Dreissena polymorpha
Lineage: Eukaryota; Metazoa; Mollusca; Bivalvia; Myida; Dreissenidae
Exons: 5
Coding region: 1-1104 (367 amino acids)
Source: RefSeq, a predicted model, not a curated record
AUGGAAUUGAUAAAUACAGAACACUGGAAUGAGAUAAUUCAUGGUGUGAAAACAUUAAGUGAAUUUACAUUCUCUGAAAGUGGAAUCAUUGUUGAGAAGCCUAAUAUAGCUUUGAAGUGUGGCCAAGAGAGGAAGUUAGCAGAGAGACUGAAGCUUGGGUAUGUGAAAGGGAAAGGUGCAAGAAGCAAGAAAGUGCCCAUUAUAUUCCCUGAGGAGACAGUUGCUGCAAUUGACAUGUUAAUGCAGCAUAGAGAAUCCUUCAUCAUGAACAAAACUAACCCUUACAUAUUUGCUAGGCUCUACAAGAAUUCGUUAAAGUCACUUCGUGGUUCUGACUGUGUAAGAGAAGUUUGUGUGAUGGCAGAGCUUCAACAUGCAUCUUUAGUUACUGCUACACAGAUGCGAAAAUAUCUAGCUACAACUUUACAAUUGCUAGACAUGAAAGAAACAGAGCUCCGUUGGAUAACAGACCAUAUGGGUCACACUGUUGAUGUACAUAAGAAAUGGUACAGACUUUCAAACAGGGCUGUGGAGCUAACAAAAGUAGCCAGCAUUCUAUCAGCCACUGAAUCCGGUCAUCUUAAAAAGGCACACCAUGUACUGUUUGAUAAUGUGAGCAAAGAUGUUGAAAAAUCACAGAUCGAUGGACCAUAUGCUUGCACCCAGAAUGUCCAAAUGACGCAGCAGAUUGGCAGGAUCUCUAGUGAUGGGUCAGAGUCAUCCACCCUGCAACCCAAAGAAAAGAGGUUGUCUGAUGAAGAUGUUGGAAAAUCACAGAUCGAUGGACCACAUGCUUGCACCCAGAAUGUCCAAAUGACGCAGCAGAUUGGCAGGAUCUCUAGUGGUGGGUCAGAGUCAUCCACCCUGCAACCCAAAGAAAAGAGGUUGUCUGAUGAAGGAAAGAAAAAACAAGUGCAUGUGGCUUGGAGAGUUGAUGAAAAAAAAGCACUGUACAGUGCCUUCGGGCAAUAUUUAAAUGGCACAAGAGGUCUGCCUGGAAAAGGAGAGAUUUUUACAGCACAAACCAAAUUUAGUAUUCUCCAAAACAGAUCAUGGUUGAACAUUAAAUAUCAGUUGAAAAAUAUGCUAAAGAAAAAUAAGUGAAUUAUUCUUUGAGACCAUGAACAAUGUUAUGUUGUAUAUUAAUUGAUACUUUGAAAAGUGUUCUGUUGUGCAUUAAUUGAGACCUUGAACAGUGUUCAUUUGUGUAUUAAUUGAGACCUUGAACAGUGCUCAUUUGUGUAUUAAUUGAGACCUUGAACAGUGCUCAUUUGUGUAUUGAGACCUUGAACAGUGCUCAUUUGUGUAUUAAUUGAGACCUUGAACAGUGCUCAUUUGUGUAUUAAUUGAGACCUUGAACAGUGCUCAUUUGUGUAUUAAUUGAGACCUUGAACAGUGUUCAGUUGUGUAUUAAUUGAGACCUUGAACUGUGCUCAUUUGUGUAUUAAUUGAGACCUUGAACAGUGCUCAUUUGUGUAUUAAUUGAGACCUUGAACAGUGCUCAUUUGUGUAUUAAUUGAGACCUUGAACAGUGUUCAUUUGUGUAUUAAUUGAGACAUUGAACAGUGUUCAGUUGUGUAUUAAUUGAGACCUUGAACAGUGCUCAUUUGUGUAUUAAUUGAGACCUUGAACAGUGCUCAUUUGUGUAUUAAUUGAGACCUUGAACAGUGUUCAUUUGUGUAUUAAUUGAGACCUUGAACAGUGUUCAGUUGUGUAUUAAUUGAGACCUUGAACAGUGCUCAUUUGUGUAUUAAUUGAGACCUUGAACAGUGCUCAUUUGUGUAUUAAUUGAGACCUUGAACAGUGUUCAGUUGUGUAUUAAUUGAGACCUUGAACAGUGUUCAUUUGUGUAUUAAUUGAGACCUUGAACAGUGCUCAUUUGUGUAUUAAUUGAGACCUUGAACAGUGCUCAUUUGUGUAUUAAUUGAGACCUUGAACAGUGUUCAGUUGUGUAUUAAUUGAGACCUUGAACAGUGCUCAUUUGUGUAUUAAUUGAGACCUUGAACAGUGCUCAUUUGUGUAUUAAUUGAGACCUUGAACAGUGCUCAUUUGUGUAUUAAUUGAGAUGUUGAUCUUAGUUGUAAAACUUCUUUCUUGAACUUUUGCUGUUAGUCAUUUUUGUAACUAAGAUUUAGAUUAACCCUUUACCAAACGACAAAUCUUGAACUCUUCUAAAUUGGAAGAAGUUGCAGAUGACAAUUACAAUUGUAAAAUAAUGUAAAGAAAUUGCUUUUGCAGGUGAGAAAUCAUUGUGGGAUAAGGAGAAAGUGUGGGUCAAUUUGAGCAAUUUCUCCUUUUCUCACAAUUAUUUCUAGAUCCGUCUGCAACAAACUAGUAAAAUUUCGUCAUUGUUUGGUAAAGGGUUAGGAUUUUCAAAUUUGUGCUAAACACUAUAUUGUACCAUUAGAAACUAAUACUCUAUGCCCCCUUAUAAACAGGUCGUUAUAUCCCAAGAGGUCUAUAUACAAAGUAUGUGGGGACUAUAUUUGAUUCCAUCUGUUUGUCCAUUGUCUGUAGAUAAAAUUUUGUUUUUAAUUUUUCAAGGAUGGCAUUUUGACAGAAUUUAAUAAAAUGUUCAUAUUUAAAUGCAAUAAUGUACUGUGUGUCUUCCUGUUAUUUCAUUUUUGGAUUGAAAUUUAAUGGCCUACACUACAGGCAGCAACUUCAAGGGGCCAUAUUGGGGUAUUCAUCUCAUUAACUCAUUGGUUCCUGUUUCAAUUUGCAGCAAAGGACUUCAACAAGAAUUUUAUUAAAUGUCAGAUAAUUGUUUAGAACUGUUUUAUGUAUCAUUAGCCCUUGAACACUAAGGGACAAAAGGAGGAAUUGCUCACCAUGACCAAUUUCUCCUUAUUUUCCCCGUCGAAAUGAAAUUUCGGAAGGGAUAUUGUAAUAGUCUCCGUCUGUCUGUCUGUCCGUCCGUCCGAAACUUUGUCCAGAGCAUAUCUCAAAAACUAUAAGAGGUAUCAACACCAAACUUCAUAGGUAGAUAGAUAUCGAUGAGGAGAAGUGCAGUGUAAAAGAACCAUUACUCCCAUAUAAAAAAUGGGAGUUAUAGCCCUUUGUUAUCCCGGCCGAAAUGAAAUUUCGGAAGGGAAUAUAGUAAGUCUCCGUCCGUCCUUCUGUCAGAAACUUUGUCCAUAGCAUAACUCCAAAUCUAUUCAAUGGAUUAACUUUAAACUUAGAAUAUAAACAGAUGGCAACUAGGAGAAAUGCAGUGACCAAGAACCAUAACUCUAUCUACCUUAGUUUUUUAAUUAUUUCCCUUUAUAUAAUUUCAAAGUAAAUUUUUGUCCGGAGCAAAACUCUAAAUCUACUGAAGGGAUUUACUUGAAACUUGAAAUAUAAACAGAUGGCAAGUAGAAGUGCAGUGACUAAGAACCAUAACAGUAUCUACCUUAGUUUUUGAAUGAUCUCCCUUUAUUUAAUUUCAAAGUAAAUUUUUUGUCCGGAGCAAAUCUACUGAAGGGAUUUACUUGAAACUAGAAAUAUAAACAGAUGGCAACUAGGAGAAGUGCAUUGAACAUGAACUAUAACUCUAUCGGCCGUAGUUUUUGAAUUAUCUCCCUUUAUUUUAUUUCAUAGUAAAUUUGUAUCUGUUUUGUCCGGAGCAUAACUACAAAUGUUCUCAUACAAGCAAACAAUUUCGGCGGGGAUGGCCAUGUCAACAUGGCUCUUGUUUAUAUGGUAUGUAUUUAUUUUGUCAUUCCUUUAAAGGUCAACCUCUUGAACAAGAAUUUAAGCUAACUUUGUAUUGUCAAUUUGAAGUAAAAAUUGUUGAACAAAACAAGUUUGAUAAAAAAAUGUCUCGAUAUAUGUUAAAAGCUAUUUUUAGUCCCAUACCGGUGUAACCGGAGGGGACAUGGUUUGCGCUCUGUGUGUUGGUCAGUCACACUUUUCUGAAUCCUGCAAUAACUUAAAAAGUUCAUCAUAUUUUUUCACAAAACUUAAAACAUGGGCAGAUGGCAAUAUGGAGAUUUUUUAUGCACAUCAUUUAAUUUUGUUCAUACGUCAAGAAUUCUGGUUGCUAUGGCAACAAAUAGACUAGCUACCGCUAGGCGACUUUUAUUGCUUGGCAAUAGUUUUGUUGUAUAAUAGUUAUCUUUUUUAUGUUUUUUUUAUUGUUUCUCAGUGCAUACGACAGUUUUUAUAUCUAUUUUCUAUUUCUGCUCCACCCUUCGCCAUUGUUACUGCUGUACCCUUUGCCAGUAUUUAAAGCAGACUUUAAUGUUAUGCUCAACUUUUGGUCUUCAACACCUUGAAGCAAAUACAAACUACAAUGCAAUAUUUCAUUUGAAUGGUUAAGCUUGUAUUAAUCAAGAUUUUGAUGACUUGGAAAAUGACUGAACCAAGUCACAUUUUGUAAAAGUUGACUUAGUCCGCUUGUGUGCUCUAUGCAAUCUUUAUUGUUUGCCUAAUACUCAUUAAUCACAUUUACUGUUUUUGCAUACAUUUAGAGAAGAGUUCUUUAUGUCAUUGAUCGUUUUAGCAUCUGCUUCAAAUGUUUAGGAACAUGAGAGAAUUGAUUUGGAUAAUAUCAGGGGGAAAUGUUUAUUUCAGAGAUCUGGAUAAGUGGGGUAUUUCCUUGCUAGCUUUCUUAAUUUUGAUCAAAAUUCUAUGUUGUGGGUACUCAUUAGAACCGUCUCUAUGAGACAAUUCCAAUGAGUACCCACAACAUUGGACUUAGUGAAAAAUAACUGAUAUAGAAAGAAGUCAGAUUCUUGCCCUUAUCUAAACCUCUGUUCAUUUGGUGCACUGUUCAAUUUUUGUAAUGAAUGGCGGCCCUAACUUUGUUCUUAUGUUAGGUUGUCCAAACUGGAAGCAGCAGCAGAUAACAGUAUUAUUCCAAAGUCAGAAAUUGACAUUUCAUAUGCUGCUCAUUCCCUUUUUUCAGAAAUUUGCAGCUGAGGGCUUUAAAGGGAUCUCAUUAAAAGAAGCACAUCUUUAAGAAUAGUUGUUUCAUCACGGAAUUUGCGAAAAAACCUUGAGACAAAAUGAGAAAUUGUUUAUCAUGAGCAAAUUGUUCUUCUGUCUCAAUGUUAUAGAUGCUGUCUGCUGCAAAGGAUUCGAAAAGCGCUUGAAUAAGGGGAAGAAAUAAUGCAAAUUCAAGAUAGUAUUUAAUUUGAUGUAUACUUUUCUUUUUGACAUCUGUUUGCAUUUGUAAUUUAAAACCAUUGUCUUUUAUUUUGAAUUUUACUGGUUUCAUACUUUUAUUUUCAUUUUGCAAGUUUAUAGUUCUACG